Molecule: messenger RNA, 1560 nt
Organism: Prinia subflava (tawny-flanked prinia)
Lineage: Eukaryota; Metazoa; Chordata; Aves; Passeriformes; Cisticolidae
Exons: 5
Coding region: 412-855 (147 amino acids)
Source: RefSeq, a predicted model, not a curated record
AAUGCCACUUGUCAGAAGUGGGAUCAUGACAACCACUAAGCAAAUAACUUCCAGAUAUUUUGAAUGAGGAGGGAAUCUGAUGCCUGGUUCCCCUGACAUAUUUUACGUUGAAUUCCUCAAAGCUUGUAGCGAGGGAAUUUGAAUCCUACAGAUCUUGUAAAGAGUGUCAAAGUUCCUUGUAAUGUUAAACCAAGCUGCCCUGUGCUGUAUUUGAAGUGAACAGGUUGAACAGGUCAGUAAUACUCUGUGCUCAUGUUUCUCAUAAGCAAACAUUGCUUUGACAAGCUGCAUGUCAGCAAGGAGCACUGGUGCACUUGACUAACGGCCCAUCGCUUUUGUGCUUGGCUUCUCUCUUGGUUGUUUGCCAGGAACUUCUCAGUUCCCAUUGAGCUUGCUUUCUAAGCAUGAAAGAUGAAAAUUCAAAGAAGUUAUGUGAUGAAGAAGAGUGACGUAUUUCAGUCACCAGAGAAGAUGACAGAGCUGAAAAGAGAACACAGUGAGGAGCCUGAGUAUAUGCGAGAAAGAGAAGAUCAGGAGCCUGUGUGCCACCUCAGUGGGUUGACCUGGAUUCCAAGGAAAGUUUGCUCAAGCUCAGAGCGAGGGGAAGCAGCUCCUCUGGCCACUGUGGGACCGAAAGUGUGGCGAUUGCUCCUCUCGGCGGUGGGGAAGCUCUGGUGGAGGGAAGGUACCUAUGUAAUUUCUGGCAAGUUUACUGGAACCUUUUCCUGGGAUUUCUUGGAGUUGCGAAAACACAUCCCUCUGACACUCACUCUGCAAAAAAGACCCACUUCAGGCCCUGCACUGAAUAGGUCUUACCUUGCAAAAGAAUUUCAUUGCCUUCUCCUUUGGACUUGAAGAUGCAAAUAACAUUCGGGAACUACCGUGCAAGUUAGAUAAAGAAAUGCUCUUUUUCCUGCUGCUCCAAGAUGGGAAGAAAACACCCACUCUGUGCCUUAGGAGAGAAGGGCAGUGAAAGGGCAGGCUGCUGCACCAGCCUGGCUGCCGGCGUGUGUGGUGCUACCGAGGGGGCUGUUACCAAAGGGGAAGGUUCUGCCUAGAGAUGGGAAGAGCGACAGGAUCCUCACCUCUGUUUUUCCCUCUCCCCUGGAGCCUCCUCAGGCAAACUCGCCCCUUUCGACUUUAUUUCCCAGCCUCUGAAAGAAGGGAACUCAAUCAGCUAAUCCUAUCUGUCCACUUCUGUUGUGUCUUGCAGGUGGUUUCACAGCAUGAGCUCUAUCAGGACAAUACAACCGCAGUAUUGCUACUCUGACACCAUGCAUUAAACAAACAUCCCAAGGAGUAAGGACACUAAAUAUGGUUUUCAUUUCCUAUAUUUUCUUUACUGGGGCAUAUUUAGCUGUUACUUAAACUCCUAUCUAUGAACACAAGGCUUGACAAUUGCUUGUUUAUUAUAAUUGUCAUUAGUAUGACUUUUAGUGAAAAUCCAGUCCACUUUAAGGACUCCAAAGAUGUUAUAGCUUGAAUAACACAUGUUGGAACACUCAAUAAAGUCGUGGGACCUCAUGAGGCUCUAAAAUGAGUGAGACUGCAAAUAAAUAC